AAUGAAUAAUAAACCUCUUUGUUUGUCGGUUACAUUUUGGUAACCGAGGGUUUUAGGGAGUAACCGGAGAAGCGACGGUAGCUUUUCUAUCGAUCAUCAAUGGCGGACGAAGAUUACAAUGACCUCGAUAUGGGAUAUGAAGAUGAGCCACCAGAACCCGAGAUUGAGGAAGGUGCCGAAGAAGAAUUGGAUAAUAAUAAUGAUGAUGUUCCUGGUGAACCUACUGAAGCUGAGGAAAAGGAAGAUGAAGAACCCGUUGAACGUGCGCGUAAAACCUCAAAAUUUAUGACAAAGUAUGAACGUGCUAGGAUUUUGGGCACACGUGCCCUCCAAAUCAGCAUGAAUGCUCCUGUGAUGGUCGAGUUGGAGGGUGAGACUGAUCCACUUGAGAUUGCAAUGAAGGAGCUUCGUGAGCGGAAGAUACCAUUCACCAUCCGUCGCUACCUGCCAGAUGGAAGUUAUGAGGACUGGGGCGUUGAUGAACUGAUUGUGGAGGACUCUUGGAAGAGGCAAGUUGGCGGUGCGUGAUUGAUCCGUGUGGGUGUUGUCACCAUAUGUGAGAUAAUGGGUUUCAGCUGCAUAGCGAUUAGCGGCUUAGUUCCCAUUUAUGCAGCAGUUGUGAAAAGGAAAACAUGACUACUAUUGUUUUGUUGCAUACUCUCUUCUCUAUAAUAUAUUGGAAAGGACCCUCUGUUAUUGUAUUGACCAUCAUUAUUUUAACUAUUAUUAACCAAUGCCAUAUCAACUUGACUUUCA
Messenger RNA from Benincasa hispida (wax gourd), 756 nucleotides. Its product is annotated as DNA-directed RNA polymerases II, IV and V subunit 6A-like. Gene Ontology annotation, biological process: transcription by RNA polymerase II; tRNA transcription by RNA polymerase III; transcription by RNA polymerase I. NCBI's taxonomy places the organism in Eukaryota, Viridiplantae, Streptophyta, Magnoliopsida, Cucurbitales, Cucurbitaceae. Gene Ontology annotation, cellular component: RNA polymerase II, core complex; nucleus; RNA polymerase I complex. Gene Ontology annotation, molecular function: DNA binding. The record is from RefSeq and is a predicted model, not a curated record.